CAAUAAAUCGACAAGUUUGGGACAAGAGAAAGCGCGGAGCAUUGAGAUUAAAUUAAUGCGCUAAUCGCGCAGUUCAUUUCUGCGCGCUCCCCCUGCAAUAAAACUUAAAAACCAUUUCCCACUUCUCUCCAUUGAAGUACUAAUAGUGAUCUUGAGAGUGAGAGAGAUAGAGAGGAUCGGAGGAGGGGAAAAUGGGGGCGGAUGAAGAAGGGGAGUAUCUGUUCAAGAUAGUAGUGAUCGGAGACUCGGCGGUGGGGAAAUCUAACCUGCUUUCGAGGUUCGCCAGAGACGAGUUCGACAGCAACUCCAAAACCACCAUCGGAGUGGAGUUCCAGACGCAGGCGGUGGAGGUCGACGGCAAGGAGGUGAAGGUCCAGGUGUGGGACACCGCCGGUCAAGAGCGCUUCCGCUCCGUCACCUCCGCUUAUUACAGAGGCGCCGUCGGCGCUCUCAUCGUCUAUGACGUUACCCGUACGCCUACUUUUGACAACGCCAAACGCUGGAUUGAAGAGCUCAAUACUCAUUGUGAUACAGCAAUAGCGAGGAUUCUGGUAGGAAACAAGUGUGAUUUGGAGGAGAUAAGAGGAGUGAGUGUGGAACAAGGCAAGUGCCUUGCAGAGCAAGAAGGAUUGUUCUUUAUAGAGACAUCUGCGUUGGACUCUACUAACGUUGUUGCCGCAUUUGACAUUGUUACGAGGGAGAUAUACAAGAAUGUUUGCAAGAGAGUUGCCUGUUCCCACCAUUACAAACCUGAUUUGUCUGCCAAUCGGGUUAACCUUGCCGCCCUCGCCCUUGCAAAUGGAGCUCAACGCAAGACCAAAUACUCAUGUUGCUCCACGUAGUUUUUCUUUUUCAUUUCUGUAGUCAUUAUUCGAGGGUGUGCACUGAGUAAACCUCAGAUUGUUUGUCUGUUUGAAUAGAUGAAGAGAUGGAUGGAGAAAGAGUGAUGAGUCAAAACAAUUACUGGGUAAAAGAAUAAAUAGUUUAUACCAUUUUUCUCGCCUAA
Ipomoea nil (Japanese morning glory) is the source of this 1006-nucleotide messenger RNA. Its product is annotated as ras-related protein RABA5b-like. Gene Ontology annotation, molecular function: GTPase activity; GTP binding. The transcript has 2 exons. The coding region runs from base 192 to 842 and encodes 216 amino acids. Gene Ontology annotation, cellular component: endosome. The record is from RefSeq and is a predicted model, not a curated record. NCBI's taxonomy places the organism in Eukaryota, Viridiplantae, Streptophyta, Magnoliopsida, Solanales, Convolvulaceae.